Molecule: messenger RNA, 2436 nt
Organism: Prunus armeniaca (apricot)
Lineage: Eukaryota; Viridiplantae; Streptophyta; Magnoliopsida; Rosales; Rosaceae
Source: the annotation of a GenBank genome assembly
AUGAGAAUCAGUAAAACAGAGGUGAACUUGAGGAGGCUGCUUGCAGCUGCUCCUCAGCAACAAAACCAGUCAAAACUUGUACAUGUAUGUAUGAUCCUUGAGUUCUCUCUCACCUCUGAUAUGGAUGUUGUUAUUAGAAUUACAGCCUUUAUGGAUGAUAUAAGUACUGGAAUUUUGCAGUAUGUUGCUACUUUACGAGAACAGGUAGAACAACUAGCUGAGGAGAGAACUCCAGAAGGCUUACCAAGAGUUGCAAAGGCUGUUUUGAGCGACUAUUCAGAGAAGAUCGAAGCAAUUGCUUCCAAAUUAGCUGCUCCUCUGCCUGAUAUUCAAGCACCCAAGGAGCCCUUUGCAAGAAUUUCUGUCAAAGCAAACUCUUCUGAUACAGGAGACAAUCAGAUUCCCCCUUCUCCAGGUCUGAGAAGGAGAUUUGGGCCUACCUCAAAUUCCGAAGAUGGAACUCGUGAGAUUCUUAGUGUUGAUUCUUCAGCGCCUGUGAAACUGGAUGCUGCAGCCCAAGCACACAUUGAAAAACAUAGAAAGCUUCAAGAGGAUUUGACCGAUGAAAUGGUUGGAUUGGCAAGGCAACUCAAAGAGAGUAGUCUCAUGAUGAAUCACUCGCUGCAAGACGCUGAAAAAGUGCGAGAAUCAGGAGAAAUGCUUGGAAAGGGAAAUAUACUUGAUUCUACAGAGAAGGCUGUUGAAAGUAGCUUGGCAAGCACUGGCCAUGCCACUACACGGGCGACCAAGAUAUACUCGAAGACGUCCAAAACUACAUGUUUCACAUGGCUUGCUAGCUUUAUAGCCCAGCGCAGCCCAGUCCAGUCCAAUCUAACCCAACCCACACGUGGGCCCCACCCAACAGAAAACCGGAUGACGUGUCGACCUGCGGGGCUUCCACUGCUGCCAACAAGCAGUCGUCCUGGCUCAGAGGCGCGUGGAGCAAAUCUCCAGCAAAGCACGAAGCAUCCCACCCAUUGGAGCGUGAUAAACACGAGCCGCAGUUUAAAGAACCCAAGAAAGGAAGCGAAACUUGAUAGUCAAAUUGAAUUGGGUUUUCUCUCUGCACCUCUGUUGAAGCAACAGUUUGAUUUGCUUGUGAUGACAAUGGAGGAGGAGGGUGGUGGUAAGGUGAAGCUUGGUCUUGGGAUUGGGGUUGAUUGUUAUGGUGAUGAUCAUAAUGGGACUGAAGAAAUUGUUGAUGGGAAGAAGAAGAAGAAGUAUGGUGGUGGUGGGUUGACAGCUUCUCAGUUGCAUGAGCUGGAGCAACAAGCGCUUAUCUACAAGCACUUCGCUGCUAACCUUCCUGUUCCUUUUCACCUUGUGCUUCCCAUUUGGAAGAGUGUGGCUGCCUCUUUUGGCUCCUCAAGUGCUGCUGCUAUCAACAGACAAUACCCCAGUUUUGUAGGGUUCAGUGCAACGGGCUUUGACUAUAGGGAUCAUGAACCAGGAAGGUGCAGAAGAACUGAUGGAAAGAAAUGGAGGUGCAAUAAGAAUGUAGUUCCUGAUCAGAAAUACUGUCAGCAACACAUGCACAGAGGCCGCCAGCGUUCAAGAAAGCCUGUGGAAAAUUCUGAAGUUGCUUCUCCUUCCAGCACUAAAACACCCAAGAAUUCAGAAGGUGAGUUAGAGAACUCAAAGACAAACCUUCAGAUUUCAACCCCGAAAGGCCUUCAACUUAUGGCGCAAUCCUACAAUUAUGUUAGUGUUAGCCAAGGUACAACCAUGGCCUCAAGUGGCUAUCAUGAAUGUAAGAAGAACAUAAGACCUGUUACAACUACAUCCAUUGCCAAUAUACCAGCCAACAGAUCUGCUAGUACCAACCCUGCUGCUGUAGCCGCUACCACCAUUGCUGGACCAACCACCGCCACCAACAGCAGUACCAAUGAAAAUAGCCUCAAUAUUGGUGUAAAAUACAAUAGUAGCAACCAUGCUGGUGGCAAUUGCAUGAUCAGAGGAAGCAGCAUGAAUGUUGUUAAUGUAUCACCAGGAUUGGGCUUCUCCCCGAAGAGCGUUCUCCAAGCUCUUCUAGGUUGCAAUGGCUUAUACUUCGACAACGGAAGUGGAGUAGAACUUGAACCAGGGAGGUGUAGGAGAACGGAUGGAAAGAAGUGGCGGUGCAGAAGGGAUGUUCUUCCUCAUCAGAAGUAUUGUGGCCAGCAUAUCCACAGAGGGGCAAAGAGGCAAAUGAAAGACUUCCAACCUGUUGCUGUUCCUUCUUCAGCUGCUGCCAUGAAUACCGCUCGGCUCUCUCAGACAAUAGCCAUAUGCAGAAAAACUAAUUGUGCAAUCCCUAAUACAAAUCUCAGCAUCUCCAUCCCAGCAAAUCCCCCACUGGGACGAAAUGAUGAAAGAAGCAAUUCUAGCAGCGAUAGUGACACGACUCUUACAGAUACCAGCCUUACUGCUUGUGACAGUAGUUAUGUUUCUUCUUAG